This is a messenger RNA of Macrobrachium nipponense, 5654 nucleotides long. RefSeq names its product serine-rich adhesin for platelets-like. Bases 1348 to 4083 code for a protein of 911 amino acids. NCBI's taxonomy places the organism in Eukaryota, Metazoa, Arthropoda, Malacostraca, Decapoda, Palaemonidae. The transcript has 3 exons. The record is from RefSeq and is a predicted model, not a curated record.
GUUGCGACCGUGCUACUGGAAAGAUGCGCACGCUCGCUCUUCCCCGGGGUUACAUUUCCAUACUCUCUUGUAGUGGGUGAGGCGUCGCGACAAACAUUACAAGUUCAUCGACCUUGAAAAUCAGUAUUGACUGACUGACACCACACUGCGGUAUUGCUGUGACAGUUGACUGUCAGAUUUUGGUGCAGUCAAAGUACUCUUUGCUAGAAACAAUUUACAAUCACGUGAUUUUCAAAUAGUACGCAAAGUGCUUUUAAAAAAAGCUGGAAUGCAAAGUGAAGACGACUUUGGACUCGGGUUCUCUAUACCUUCUGGAAUGAAACGUCAUCUGCAUAUGCGCUCCUCAAAUUAGCAGAAGGAAUUCCCUCAAGGACUGACGAGGCAGCCUCGCCCGAGAUACUUAUAAUAAAAAACCCGGUCUCCAAAUGUCUCCAGACGGAAUCCACUGCGGAAACAGUGGUGAUUUCAGAGUUUUAUGAGAACGUGUAGCAGAUACAGAUGACUCGUUGUGUUGGUGGAGAAUCUAACCGAAAAUGAUAGUCGUGAGAAAAACCAAAAUUAUUUCCGUACACCGUCGGUGAUGUUUGGAUUUGCCAUAACCAAGGAUUCAGUGAAGCACCAUAAGAUGAGAUAAAUUGUUAAUUAAAGAAAAUGCUGCUUACUUUUGGCUAGUAAAGCUUUGUAUCCAACAAGAUUACUUGAUUUAAUUAAUGCCCUUUUAAUAAAGAAAAAAGUGAUUAUUAGUGUAAAACUGUAAUUGAGUUACUUCAGCCUGUUCUCUUUUUUGACAAAUAAGGACUAUUUUUAAAUAUGUACACCGCAUUAGUUUUUCUUAUUCUUAUAUGCUGAAAUUAGAAAUAAGUUGUUCUGGUUUCUGUUAGUCAAUAGGAUCUUUACGGAAGGAAUAAUGAAAAUCUGAAAUUUAUUUAAUGAAAAGUAUAAACAUCAAGUGCUUAGAAUAAUCAGUAUUUCACUGUAAUGAAAAUAUCUUAAUUCGAUGUAACACCAAGGUGUGAUUCAUGGAUAUUUCUAAAUACAUCAAACAUUAUGAAUUAACCGUCAUGUUCAAUUUCGCUAAAAUAUUUUAGAUCAGUGUUUGAUGUUACAUGCACAAUUAAGAUUAAUUAAGAAAGGCUUAAAAUUUAAACAUUCUUGCAAACGCAUUAGAAAUAAAAUUAAGGAAAACAUACGGCAUGAAUAUAUUUUAAUGAUUCCAAACUAAGCAGCAUUGAACAGCUCUCUUUUUUUUAUUUAUAUGAGGGAAAAUAUAUUUUGAGGUUAUAUUUCCACUAUAGUGUUUGUUGUGGUCAAAUACAAUGGAAAUCAGAUAGUGCCCAGUGUCACACGAUGGAUUUAUGCCAGCGAACAUUUCAAAAUGAUGUUAAAAAAAUGAUCCACAGUAAACAAGGUUCUGAGAAUGACUUGCGCCGCUUCAACUUUGGUUCGUUUCAGUCAACGCUGAUGACGUCAUGUGUACCUUCUUUUAAAUGUGGACCGUUGAAAAACACGUGUGGAACAACCAGCUUACUUUACAGUAAUGAAAAAAAUGCAUCUCGAAUCAACGAUGGACAAGACGUGGACACCACAAACGGUGGCAGUGCUUGUGUAGACAAUAUUUCAUCCAAUAAAAGAUCAGGAGCGAAAUUAUUCUCAAACUAUACCCAAGGGCAAGUAACAACAGAAAGCCCUAGAAAGCAAGUAAGCUCAUCUUCAGUAACAAGUCUUGACAUUCUCUCUAGUUCUGAUGUAGUUAUCACACAACCAACUUCAAGUGAUCUUUCAUCCUCUCACGAGUUUUCAUCACCAGUUUACAAUAAUACUCAGACCGAGGCUAAGUUGAAUAAUUCUUUUUCUGCUCUUCACUCUCAAGAGCGGGAGACUUUUUCAAGCGACCAAGGAAGUCAGUUAAUCAUAAAGAACAAUUCAAACAAAUUUUUAGGUAACAGUAGUGAACCCCAUAAUGACUAUUCAGAUAUCGACCUCCCAGGAAAAGAUCUUAGUACAUUUACCAGUGAGGAGUCAGUGAAAAAAGGGCCAACAAUUUCGCUUGCAAGUAAAAAAUCCAUUUUUAGUGCAAUCAUGAAGGCAGAUGCCAAUUACUUAAAAAACAAUAUUGAUCAUCAGCAGAUACCUCAAGACUCAAAGAAGAAUAAGGAAUCUCAUGUCAAGACUAAUGACACAUAUGGUUCAUUGCAUUCAGAAAAGAAUUCAGCUCAGUCAUCGGCAACUAGGCAUCUUCCCCAUGAUUCGAAGAAGUCGCCCAACAAAAAGUCAUCUAAGGUGGGCCAUAAUGCCUAUAGUUAUUCCCUGCCUGAUGCCACUCAGAAACUUUUCACCCCGGAAGAUUUGUCUAACGAGGAUAUGCAACCCAAUCCGCCAAAUUCUAAAGUCGAAAUUUACCAGAAUUUUAAUGCCAAGGAGGCAGAAUUUGUCCUCCACAAGCCCAAACGGAAGCCAAGAAAGGUUCCCUUGCCCUCUAGUUUCAUGGUAACUGUAAGUUUAAGUUCAGAGCUUCAGAAGGCUCGUCAUGGUCUGAUUGAGCCUCUGGCCACUGAAGAUGAGGUAGCCCUUCAGGAAGGUACAAAAGAGUUCAUGGAAAACGGCUUUCUUAGUGGUUUUGAGAGUUCGUUCUAUCAUUCUUAUGACUUGAGCCCCUGUGAAGCAGUUAAUUUUGUGUUAGAGAACAGUAUUGACAAUUUUGACAGAGAAGAGUAUGUUCAGUUUAAAAAAGCAAAGGACUCAGACUUAAAAGUGCCUAAUAUCCCUGAGUCGUCAUAUCUUGUACAGUCCCUUAUUAUUAAACCUGAAACUAAACACAUUCAGCUAGGCAUUACAAGAAGUAAAAUGAAGGUCAUUCAUUCUGCAAACAGCGCAGACAGCAAUUUCAAAGACUGUAGUUUAGAAAACAAUACAAAUUCAGUGCCUAACUGCAUAUCUGACAGAUUAUGUAGUGAGCAGGAAAAUGGAAAUAUUUCUCCACCCGGUAUUCGUAGAGUAUGUCAGAAAAACAAAAGAAUGACUGCUGUAGAUGACGAACUAAAAGAAGGUACAGCUGAAAAAUCAAGUGAUUCAUUGGCAGAAGAUAGGAAAAGGGAAAAGAGGUCUAAGAAACUUGAGUUAUCUUCCAGUGAAUCGCUUAAAAGUGCCUCUAAAAGGACUAGUAAUGAUCAGUCAGUAUUGUUAGGAGUUAGUAAUUCAUUUUCAUCCAUAGAUCCCUAUGGUGAGGACAUAAAUUCUUGUAAGAAUUUAAUUAACAUAUCUAGUCCAACAAACCUUGAGACACAUAAAUUAAAGGCAGGUAAUGAACCUAGUGCUAGUGAAAAGACUCGUCAUAAACGAAGCACAAAACUUUAUAAGAAUAUUAAGUACUAUAAAAUCACAAAUCGUGACCAGUCUUCUUUUGAAAACGACUCUAGUGAGAAUUUGACAAAGGGAGAUGAUGUGAAUAAAACAUUUGUUGAAAGUUUUAAGUCGCGUGGAAGACACAGACAUCGUUUGUCUUCAAAUGCCGUGUCAGCAAAACGCGAGAAUCCACUGUACAUAUACAGCAACAAAGAAACACCAAAAACAACGAUGGACAUCUUAGAGGAAGUCCAGUCCCAUCUCAGGGCGCGUCUGGCUUCCUUGGAGGAUCUAGAUGCCCUGGCAGAAACCAUUGCUGAUGGUAAAGAUACCCAGCCCAAAGGGAGGCCUAUGGUACCUUAUAAGCCUCUGGUAGAUCUUGCGUGUUCCUUCACGCCACCGUCAUCCUCAUCUCCCUCCUCAGUGAGGGAUUGGUCUUUUAGCACAGGAGCCACAAGGAAAGACAAGAGAAGACACGGCAGGACCAAGAAACGCGGAAGAAGGGAAUGUGGAGGAGAUGACUCGAACAACGCCUCCAAAACCGUUUAUAAAAGACCGUCGCCAUCUUGGUCCUCCUCGUCCCUCUCAUCCUCUUCAUCCACGUCUUCAUCGUCCUCUUCGUCGUCAUCGGCAGCGGAGUCCUCAUCAUCCUCUUCGUCAUCAUCGUCUGAUUCUUCUUCUUCGUCUUCUUCUUCUUCUUCUUCCAUUGAAUCGUCAGACAUCGAAGAUUCUCUCAUUUAAUUCCUGGUGUUAUUUUUCAUUCUGGUCAUUAGGUGAUUCCAUCAUCAAAUUUCUCGAACUCUACUGCGGCUCUUGAAGAGGAAUUUAACGCUGGAAUUUGUUAAUUACAGGUGUUAGUAGUGAGGGAAUUAUGUUGCACUUUAUUACCCUUGUUGCGACGUUGUGUUUUGUUAAGGAGAAUAUAUUGCAUAAUGGCGUUUCCCGAUUUUAUGAAUGUCUUACGGAGGGCAUAUGAAUAACCUACUUAUGAGAGAGAGAGAGAGAGAGAGAGAGAGAGAGAGAGAGAGAGAGAGAGAGAGAGAGAGGACCGAAUGGGAUUUGUGCUGAAUGCUGCGUUUGUUAAGAGAUCUAUCACAAUUAUUGUAAAAUUAAGAGUAAGUGAUACUACUGUUACCAUUUGCAGGGAUGACUGGUGAUUACUGAUCAAAACAUAAUGUUCAAUUUCUCUGGAGUCUUCAUAUCUAUCCAAAGUCUCUUCAUAUCGGAGAGACACAACUCUAUAGUCUUGAGGAAAUGUUUCAAAUGUUCAUUCAGGAAGUAUUGCUUAAGUAUAGCCGUUAUCGGUAAUCCUACAGUUUAGGUGUCCAAAUUCACUGCAUUACGUAAAGAUUAGUGCACAGAUUUUUCAAAUAUUUAUUGAAUAUGGAAAACAAUGAAAAAAUUAGCAGUUUAUCAGAAGCUCAGAUUGCAGGAAAAAAUAAACAACGACUAAAGCUCUGUACCUCACGGGAAUAGUGUAGUUUUCCCGCAGUGAGGCUUUUUCGCUUACUCGGGGAGUAUGCCUACACACUUCUUUGUUGUAGUUGUUGUUGUUAAUAGGGGGCGGGGUAGGAAAGGUCUAUGGAAAAACUUAAAAAGAUCUAAAAAGGGUGUUUCGCGUUGAAUUAAAGAUACAAGAAUUUUAGGGUAGAAUGUUUAUGAGUUAAUUCCUGAAUGAAAGUGUAAAAAAUAAAGAAUGUGCAUGUUAAACAUUACAGAAAAAUUAUUUCUGGUGAAAUAUAACGUAUUUAUGUUAAUUUUCCUCUGUGAAACAGCACUCUAUUUGACUGAAGACUUUAGCACGUUUUAAUUUAUUUGGUGUACUGAAUUUAGGGGCUAUGUUUCUGUUCAGUUAUUUUGUUUCCACUUAUAACUGAGAAUACAUGAACGUGUUAUUUUGUGUCCUUUUUAUUUCAUCUUUGUUAUUAGUAUGAGCAGUACUAUGCAUGAGUAUUAAUUUCGGGUUAAGUUAGGAAUAUAAUGUUUACAACUAAUGCGUGAGGGGAAAAUCUUGCAUGUGUCCAGAGUAAGCUGGAGGUCGGAUAACACCUUGUUUAUUUUUACAACCUUUGCUACUGUGAGCAGAUAAACUGCUCAUUUUUUCAUUGCUUCCAUGAUUCAAUAAAUAUUUGAUAAAUCUGUGAGCUGAUCUUGAGUUUACGCAAUGCAGUGAAUUUGGACCCCUACACUGUAGGAUUAUCCCGUUAUCUAUCAUUAGUGUAAGAGUUUCAUCCGGUAUUGGAAAUUACGCUCUGCAGAUUCUUCACCUUUCCCUCUGCAUUCGUUCAGUGUAAUAAAAGAUUUUGAUCUUA